Racocetra persica is the source of this 364-nucleotide messenger RNA. NCBI's taxonomy places the organism in Eukaryota, Fungi, Glomeromycota, Glomeromycetes, Diversisporales, Gigasporaceae. The record is from the annotation of a GenBank genome assembly.
CUAAACAAGAGAUUUUAAUUGAACAUACGGAUGAGUUAAAUAAAGUUCAAAAAUCAAUAAACAAAUUAAAAUUUACUAAUCCAAUGUCAGCUCAAGAAUAUCUUAAUCAAGAUAAAGAUAUUAGUAUUGAAGAAAUACUAGAUUAUGAUAUUAUCGAAAAGAUAUCUUUAAAUAAUAUUAGUAAAGAAAAAAUAUCAAUUCAAGAUGAAGAUGAUACUUCAACAAUUCAUGAUGAUGAUGAAUUUUUCUCAAACUCCAAUAAUUCAAUUCAAGAUAUACUUGAUACUUUUAACAAACUUCUGUUUUUUUUGAAAUAUCCGCCAAAUAAUUUAGAAAUAUCUAAAUUAGAAAUCGAAUCAGUUAA